GUAAAAGGGCACAAAAUGUCCCGGAAGUACCUCGAAUAUUCCGAGGCGACGUCAACUUGACGUUAGCAUUAGCCGCGGGCGAACGAGCCGGUGCAAUGAUGUUGUGUGUUUGGUCGUCGAAGGGCCUCCGGGGCGUCUGUUCAGCAGCUUUGGCGUCGCUGCUGCUCGGGAGGAAAAGAGACAUAAGUUGGGCCGGCGGGAGGCGGCUGUCACAAACUGCAACGGGUGUUGACCACCGACGGCCACUGGACGGCGUCAGAGUGUUGGACCUGACCCGCGUCCUGGCCGGCCCAUUCGCCACCAUGCUGCUGGGAGACCUUGGAGCCGAGGUCAUCAAAGUGGAGAAACCAGAUGCGGGUGACGAUACGCGAGCGUGGGGUCCUCCCUUUGUGGGUUCGGAGAGUGUCUACUUCCUCAGCGUCAACCGUAACAAAAAAAGCAUCGCCGUCGACCUCAAACAUCCCAGAGGAGUGCAUGUCGUCCACCAGCUGUCAGGCAUGUGUGACGUACUGAUGGAGAACUUUGUGCCGGGCAAACUGUCUGCUUUGGGUCUGGGAUACGAGCAGCUCAGCGGACCGAACCCGGCCCUCAUCUACUGCUCCAUUUCAGGUUACGGGCAAACGGGUCCUCACCAUCAAAGGCCGGGCUACGACUCCAUCGCCUCAGCCCUGUCCGGGAUGAUGCACAUCACAGGGUCAGAGGAGGGCGAUCCGGUCCGGCCCGGCAUAGCCAUGACUGACCUGGCGACCGGUUUGUACGCGCACGGCGCUGUCCUGGCUGCCUUGCUGCAGCGCCAACGCACAGGGAGGGGCGCCCACAUUGACUGUGACCUGCUAUCCUCUCAGGUGUCGUGCCUCAGCCAUGUUGCCGCCAACUUCUUGAACGGCGGGAAGGAGGCCAGGCGCUGGGGGACGGCCCACGAAAGCAUCGUCCCCUACCAGGCCUUCAAAACCAAAGAUGGUCACGUGGUGAUAGCGGCGGGAAACGACCAGCAGUUUGUCAACUUCUGUCACGUUCUGCGGCUCCCGGAACUCAGCCAGGAGCCUCGAUACUCCACCAACAAGCUACGAGUCCAAAACCGUCAAGCGCUGGUGCGCACGCUGGCGCAGAGGUUUCUGCAAGAGACCACAACACAUUGGCUGGGACGCUUCGAAGGCUCGGGCGUUCCCAUUGGACCAAUCAACAGCAUCCGGGAGGUCUUCUCUGACCCGCAGGUGAAACACAACGGGCUCAUGCAGGAGAUGGAACAUCCCACUGCAGGAUGCAUCACUGUGCCUGGUCCGGCGGUUCGCUACAGCGGCUUCUCCCAUGGCGAUCCCACGCCCCCGCCUGUGAUUGGUCAGCACACGGUGCAGGUGCUUCGCGACGCCUUGGCCUACACUGAUGACGUCAUCAGCGAGCUGCUGGCGUCGGGAGCCGUGGCACAGAACUCGGUUUGCUGACGGCUUGUUAGGCAGGCCCAGAAAAAUUGCACAACUCCAGAUUCAUUUAAGCGGCAGAAAGUAAUCAACCACAAAAACUCCAAAUUUGAUCCUUUUUCUGCCAAUGUUUGAAAACAGCAACCUGCACUUUUAAGUCUUGAAAGAUUAUUUUAUUCCAGCCUUGUGAAUGACAUCAUUAAAAAUAAAUUGAGAGAUUGAAA
Syngnathus acus (greater pipefish) is the source of this 1642-nucleotide messenger RNA. RefSeq names its product succinyl-CoA:glutarate-CoA transferase (gene sugct). The record is from RefSeq and is a predicted model, not a curated record. Lineage: Eukaryota; Metazoa; Chordata; Actinopteri; Syngnathiformes; Syngnathidae. Bases 96 to 1442 code for a protein of 448 amino acids. The transcript has 14 exons. Gene Ontology annotation, molecular function: catalytic activity.